Messenger RNA from Drosophila grimshawi, 375 nucleotides. Its product is annotated as nucleophosmin-like. The transcript is spliced from 2 exons. The coding region runs from base 1 to 375 and encodes 124 amino acids. The record is from RefSeq and is a predicted model, not a curated record. Lineage: Eukaryota; Metazoa; Arthropoda; Insecta; Diptera; Drosophilidae.
AUGACUACGAUGAUGAUGAUGAUGCUGCCGGAGCAUGACGAAGAUAUCGACGACGAUGACGACGAUGACGACGACGACGAUGGCGACUGUGACAACGGCAACAUCAAUGUCAGGACAGGAAACGUGGUCAUAUUGGGUGCCGUUCCUGCCACAGAGGCAAGAGGCAUGCUACAGCCAAACGGCAGCGAACGAGAUGCAAUGACAACAACGACAACAGCGACAACAACGACAACUACGCCAACGACAAAGAGAGGAGGACAAACGCCAAGGCAAUCGAUGAAUGGCACCGAGAAAUGCAAAAUGUGCCUGCUGGGCAGCCAUGAAACCAUAAACCCCAAACCCGAGGCACAAGCUGAAAUCGCGGCCAAAGUGUAG